Molecule: messenger RNA, 3127 nt
Organism: Pogoniulus pusillus (Red-fronted tinkerbird)
Lineage: Eukaryota; Metazoa; Chordata; Aves; Piciformes; Lybiidae
Gene: DNAAF2
Product: dynein axonemal assembly factor 2
Exons: 3
Coding region: 6-2384 (792 amino acids)
Biological process (GO): epithelial cilium movement involved in extracellular fluid movement; axonemal dynein complex assembly; cilium-dependent cell motility
Cellular component (GO): cytoplasm
Source: RefSeq, a predicted model, not a curated record
GCGCCAUGGCGGCCGCGGGGCGGCUGGAGGAGCUGGAGCUCAGCUCUGAAGAGGCAGAGCGGCUCCAGAGGGCUUUUCGCGACGAGAAAUUCCGGGCGCUGUUCGCCGAGUACGCGGCGGAGCUGGCCGACCCGGAGCAGCGGCGGUUGUACGAAGAGGAAGUGGCGGCCCUGGAGCGGGAACGCGGCAUGGAGGUGCGCUUCGUUCACCCGGCAGCGGGCUACGUGCUGCGGACCAGCCAGGCCGGCUCCCGCCGCUGCUACCUCAACGUCUGCAGCAACCCGCACGUCGGGACGCCCCAGGCUCGCCCCGAGCCCGGCGGCCACCGCUGGGCCCUGCCCUACAGCUUGGCGCCAGGCCGUGAGGAGCUGGGUCGCGGCGGCCAACGCCGCCUGAUCUACGAUGUGGUUUUCCACCCGGCCGCCCUCCGCCUGGCUGCCCGCAGCUCCCGCUUCCGCCGCCUGCUCAGCGACACGGCCUUGGCAGCCGUGGAGCGCCACUGCUCCGUGCAGCUAGACCGCGCCAACGCCACCGUCCUCCGCGGCACCAAGUAUAAGGGUGUCCCGCAGGCCCCCGUCAUCCGCACCCCGCUGCCCGGCGGUGCUCCGCCACCGCCCGCCGACGGCGACGCUCUCCUGCCACCCUUCCCUUUUCCGCCCACCACUCCACAGCCGCCUGCCGCCGCAGCCGCCCCCUCAGCAGCCCAGCCCUCCGGGCCCACCACGCCGCGCUGGAGCAUCCGGCACCGCUCCUACGUUGACCUGCAAGACUACCGGUACUGCCGCGACUCUGCGCCCAGCCCAGUGCCACGGGAGCUGGUGGUGACGGUGGAGCUGCCGCUACUCCGCUCCGCCGCUCAAGCCACACUGGAAAUCCACGACCGGGAGCUGCGCCUCGACUCCGAGCGUCCCGCCUACCGCCUCCGUCUCCGCCUCCCCCACGCCGUGGACGAGCACGGCGGGCGAGCCGCCUUCGACAAGGCCCGGCGGCAGCUCGUGGUGACGCUGCCCGUGGCGCGGCAGCCCGGCCCGGAGGGGCCGCUAGACGUGGGUGGGGAGUCCCGGGAGGAGGCUGAUUCUAAGCCCGGUGCGAGGAGUCUGGGCGGGGAGCCGCUGGAGGAGGCCGAGCUCCGUGCGGAGCGGCCAGGCGAGCCGCCGGCGGCUGAGGCAGGCGGUGAAGUGGCUUUUCGUCCGGGCCCCGUUAGCGACGGGGAGUCCGACGAGCCAUCCCCGGGUGGGGACACACCAUCGUCCCGUUCUGGCGCUGCUUCCCCCAGCCCCGAGCCGGGCUUUCCCAGCGGGGAAGCCUCUCCGUGUGCUGCCGAGAGCGUGGUCCCCGGUGACAUGGAUUUUCCCCGGGGCUCUGGCAGCGCUGAGGCCGCCAUGUGCCCGCCCUUCCAGUGCCGGCAGGAUGAGACCUCCCUCACUCUGCUCCUGCAUGUGCCUGGCAUCCAGGCCCAAAACCUCAGUGGGGACGUGGGCACGAACCACUACAGCCUCCGUUUCUUCAGUGACACUGGUGCCUAUGCCCUCUUCCUGCAGUUCCCUCCCGCAAACAAGCUGGUGUCCCCCGAAACCAGCCUUAGCGUGUCUGCCCACAACGCUGCCAUCGGGCUCACCAAGGCCCCCGACAGCACCGGGCCCUGGGACAAGUUCUGCUUCGGCCUUGACGCCUCCACUUUACAGGAAAGACUGUUUAUCAGUGAAGAAAACAUUGAUGGGUUUCUAGACACUGUGCUGUGCCCUUCCUUUUGCUCCCAGCCAGCAUUGGAAAGUCAGCCGUUAAUUGAAACUCUUGAUUUUACUGAGGACAGGAUUCGAAUCAGGUUGAAGCCACAGGAAGCAGCCUGCUCUGACCGGUAUGGAACAGGAACAACGCUCAGCAGCUCAGGAGGAGAUCCUGCUGAAGAAUCAAACGGGAACUGCCCCCAGACAAAGGCAGAAACAAAGUGUACCACUGCUGAGACAGACGAAGGAGAACGUGCUGCAGGAACCAGCACAACUUCCACGCCUUCUGCAGCAGCUGAAACAAUGGGAAAAGUAGGUUGUAGUUCACACCAUUGUUUGCAGCACGAACCUUCUGACGUGGGUUCAGCAACUCCUGACCAGUCUACUAGAGAGGAACCAGGUUUAAAUAGUGCUGUGGCAGCAGGCAAAGCAGCAGUAGCCACAGGCUCUGACAAACGAACGGGAGGGCAGGUGGAAGGGGCUGAAGAUGAAGGGGCUGCACCCUCAGGAUCGAAAGAGAGCAACCAGUACAAUCGAGCAGCCUCCCCGGCCCUGCGAGAAGUCAGCGCAGAGGAUGGGAGCGUACAGGUCGUUAGGCUCCAUGCAAGGCCCUGCCCAUUCGUGUUUCAGAAUGAUUUCCUGUAUGAUUUGGACUAGUUCAGUUAUCUGAGGAUUUCCCUCUGUUAUUUGAAGCUUUCUGCCAUUUCCACCUUCUGCUGUAGGGCUAAGAGCAGAACACAAGUUCCUACUGAAACUGGAUUUUGUUCAUGUUUUUAAUAUUUGGGGUUUUUUUGACAUUGACAGGUUGGAUUUUUCUAAUUAUAGGUAUGGGCUGAAAGAGUUUUACUGCCAAGUGAGGUGCAGCUGAAGGUGAAUCUUUGCUGGGGGAGGAAAACACAUCUUUAUUUACACAACUUUUUUAGUUUUCUUGCUGCAUCACUGGGAGUAUUUGUGUAUUUGUACAUUUCCUCCUUCACUGGCUUCCAGAAGAACUGCUCUGUGCAGUCCAGGAUCCAUCAUCCUUCAAACCUUUCAUUCUGCAAUAACCAACACAGGUCUAAUCCUGCAGUUUUGAGCCAUCAGAUGAAUUUUCUACUUAGAGGAAGACAUCCUAAUUAGUGUCUCAGAAAUAGCCACCUAUUCCAUCCUAGGAUGUUACUUAAGGUCUGCAGCACCUCACCAUGCCCCCAAGUCUGCCAGCUGGAUUCCAGUGUGUGGUAAAAACAUCAUCUUCUCUUGUUGCAUGUCUCUCACCAUCAGGUUUUGUAAAAUGGAUCCACUUUAUCCAUUUGCUGAGAUCUACUCCUUAAAGCCAGUUCAUCUAGAGCUCCAGCAAGCCCUGGGCUGGUUCAGCUCCCUAGAAGAACACAACUAAAAAUAAACUUCUCAGUUCCCUUUCA